GCUCAACCACCAUAAAUGGCGCCCAUCCGGCUCUUCGCCCGCAAAGCAGCACGAGCAGCGGCGGCGCCCGGUCACUGCAGAGCCGGCGUCGUUCCCGCGUGGCGCGGCCGGAGUGGUGCGGCGGCGGCUGCUGCGGCGGCAGGAGCGGCGAGAGCGGGCCGGGCGCGGGCGGCGGGCGCGGGCAGAAUGAAAGGGCCGUCGGGCGGGCCGGCGUCGGAGGUGAUCCGCGAGGGCGAGCUGGAGAAGCGCAGCGACAGCCUCUUCCAGCUGUGGAAGAAGAAGCAGGUGGUGCUGAGCAAGGAGAGCCUGAGCCUCUUCUCGCCCGAGGGCGGCGGCGGCGGCGGCGGCAGGGCCCGCGCCAAGGAGCUGCGCUUCGGCUCCAUCCAGAAGGUGGACUGCGUGGAGCGCACCGGCAAGUACGUCUACUUCACCAUCGUCACCACGGACCGCAAGGAGAUCGACUUUCGGUGCCCGGGCGAGAGCUGCUGGAACGCCUCCAUCACCAUGGCGCUGAUCGACUUCCAGAACAAGCGCGCCAUCCAGGACUUCAAGAGCCGGCAGGAGGCCGUCGAGCAGGCGGCGGCGGGCAGUCGCGACCGGCGCUUGGCUCGGGCGCCCUGAGCCCCGCGCCCGGCCAGCCUAGCCAAGAUUAUACAUCUGGAUAAUACAUUUGUCUUGGACUGAAUCAGGACAGGAUACCAAUGAAGGAAAACAAAGAAGGAUGCUACAAUACCUAGAUUUUUCCAGGUGUGAUCAGAUGGCUAAGCAAAGAGUCCAAGCUUCUCCUUAGAGGCAUUUAUAAACCAAAGAACUUUUUUUUUAAAAAAAGAAAAAGACUUAAGGCAAAGAGUAAGGUUGUACUUCCAAUACACCCAAUUUUGCAUUAUUUUUUUUUCUAUUUAUAAGAUGCAAAGAACAUGUAGCACCUUCAGGUGUGAAACCAUUUAAAUUAUUUGUAAUAUCUAUAUUUGUAUUUAUUUUGAUAAACUUUUGUCUUAAAUUGCUUUUAGCAUUUAAAUACCGGUAUGUCCAUUCCAAAUAAAAUGGCUUUUUUUUUUACUGUA
Messenger RNA from Crotalus tigris (Tiger rattlesnake), 1064 nucleotides. Its product is annotated as pleckstrin homology-like domain family A member 2. Lineage: Eukaryota; Metazoa; Chordata; Lepidosauria; Squamata; Viperidae. The transcript is spliced from 2 exons. The coding region runs from base 16 to 621 and encodes 201 amino acids. Gene Ontology annotation, biological process: positive regulation of apoptotic process. Gene Ontology annotation, molecular function: phosphatidylinositol phosphate binding. The record is from RefSeq and is a predicted model, not a curated record.